Messenger RNA from Mugil cephalus (flathead mullet), 3516 nucleotides. RefSeq names its product dymeclin (gene dym). The coding region runs from base 275 to 2284 and encodes 669 amino acids. Gene Ontology annotation, biological process: Golgi organization. The transcript has 17 exons. NCBI's taxonomy places the organism in Eukaryota, Metazoa, Chordata, Actinopteri, Mugiliformes, Mugilidae. Gene Ontology annotation, cellular component: Golgi apparatus. The record is from RefSeq and is a predicted model, not a curated record.
GUGGCGACGUGGAAAACAUGGAGGACAGUAGUAUGUAGAGUAAACUUCACUGACUAAAAUACGGCACAAUUUCAGACAUUUGUCACGGUUAAUGGCACUGGGUAAACAGACGGGCAGAAACUGCAGAUUAUCGUCAAGAAACAUUUGAAUCUCAACGGUCGCGGGAGUCAACGGAGCCACGGAAACUGCGAGAAGCAUUUAUGACAGAAGUUGGCAUAUGCCUGUUGAACGAGCAGUGAAGAGCGGUGAUUCUGGCUGAGUGGAGCCAGUCAAAAUGGGAGCGAACACCAGUCAGGUCAGUGACCUGUCCGAUAACCCCAGCCUCAAGGCCCUGGUGGGCACGGAGUCCAUAUCGGAGAAUGACCCUUUCUGGAACCAGCUCAUCUCCUUCACCUUCAUCAGUCCCACCUGCAGCGGAGACUCCAAGUUGCUGGAAGAGGCUGUGAUUCCACUAGCCAAGACGUUCAUUGAAAACAACCCCAGGACGGGGAACUUCGGUGCUCUUGUGAGAGUUUUCCUGGGAAGAACCAAAGAGCUGAAAAUCUCCACAGAAUGCCAAGAUCAGCUGUUUAUCUGGCAGGCCCACAACGCACUGUUCAUGAUUCGCUGCCUUCUCAAGGUGUUCAUCAGGGAGAUUAGUGAGGACGAGCUGCACCUACAGUUCUCCUACCAGGAGAGGGCACCAGGCUUCUGUGGAGAAACGGGGAGCGAGGACCUCCUUGAGGAGCUGUUGUCCAACCUGGUUCACCUGAUUGUCGAAGUCCCCCUGCUGGACAUCACCUACAGCAUCCUGUUUGAAGCCGUCACCACGCUGCUGGUGUUCUUCUCCUAUCAGCUCUUCCACAAAGACAUCCUCCGAGAUGGAUUAAUCUACCAACACGUCAUGAAGGGACGAUGUUUGUGUUUGACCAGUCGCCUGGUGAAGACCCUGCUCUACAAUUUCAUCAGACAGGAGAAGUGUCCCCCUCCUGCAACCCACAUUUUUGAGCAGAAGGCCGAAGGCGGCUUGCUGUACGGACUGGCAUCCGGGGUGGCAAGUGGUUUGUGGAACGUCUUCACGUUGGGUGGAGCUGGCGCCAGAGCCGGAUUAGACCAGGAACACAACCCUUUACCUUUGUCCAAUCAGAGCCUCCUGUUGCUGUUGGUACUAGCCAAUCUGACAGAUGGACCUGACUGGCCCAACCCCUACCGCCAGGCGAUUACUUGCUUCAGAAACACGCAAGACACAUCAUCGCUGCCCGCGGAGCAGCCUCACACUUUCCAGAUCAAUUUCAACAGCCUGUACACAGCUCUGUGCGAGCAGCAACGCUCUGACCAGGCCACGCUACUACUGUACACCCUGCUGCACCAGAACGCCAACAUGAGGACGUACAUGCUGUCAAGAACUGACAUGGACAAUCUGGUGUUGCCCAUCCUCGAGAUCCUUUACCACGUGGAGGACAGAAAUUCUCACCACGUCUACAUGGCCCUCAUCAUUCUGCUCAUCCUCACGGAGGACGACGCCUUCAAUCGCUCCGUACAUGAGGUGGUAUUGAAGAACGUCCCGUGGUACACGGAGAGGUCGCUGACAGAGAUCUCGCUCGGGAGCUUGCUCAUCCUGGUGGUCAUCCGUACCAUCCAGUUCAACAUGACGCGGACGAGGGAUAAGUACCUGCACACCAACUGUCUGGCUGCGCUCGCCAACAUGUCGGCCCAGUUUCGAUGUCUCCACCAGUACGCUGCCCAACGCAUCAUCAGUUUGUUUGCUUUGCUUUCCAAAAAGCACAACAAGGUUUUGGAGCAGGCAACACAGUCUCUGAGAGGCAGACAGGGAGACAACACAGCCUUGCCAGACUAUGCCCAGGACCUGAACGUGAUUGAAGAAGUGAUCCGCAUGAUGCUGGAAAUCAUCAACUCCUGCCUGUGCAACUCCCUGCACCACAACCCCAACCUGGUGUACGCGCUGCUCUACAAGAGGGAGCUCUUCGAGCAGUUCAGGACGCACCCGUCCUUCCAAGACAUCAUGCAGAACCUGGACACGGUGCUCGGUUUCUUCAGUCAGCGUCUGGAGCAGGCCGGGAGUGACCUGUCGGUGGAGAGGGUUCAGGAGGUCAUCAUGAAAGGAGCCCAGGCCCUGCCGAAAGACAGACUGAAGAAGUUUCCUGAGCUCAAGUUCAAGUACGUGGAGGAGGACCAGCCGGAGGACUUCUUCAUCCCGUACGUCUGGUCCCUGGUCUUCAACUCUGGAGUCGGCCUCCACUGGAGCCCACAGGGCAUCGAGCUGUUCAGCAUGGACUCUGGCUGAUGGACGGCUCGCGCGUCCCCCGUUCAGUAGAGAAAAUAAGACUUUGAGAGUGUGUGUGUGUGUGUGUGCGUGUGUGUUUCGGGUGGCCACGUGUGCAUCACCCUUUCUAGUACGUGCGCGCUGCUUUGAAAAGUGCCUCGACCUUGUACAGGAUGGCGUUUCUUUUUACGCAGCACAACCUCUUUCCGUCUCACAUCUUAAUAAUCCCUCCGCUUCUACACUGUGAAGCUUCAUCCGUGUCCGUGGUGAACGCCCCUUUUUUUUUUUUUUUUUUUGCAUUUCGAGCGCGCUUCUGUUCCGUAGCGAGGAGCUGGGGACGCCGGCGAAGGAUAAUCUCACGUUUCUUUCUUGCUUACACAGAAAAAGGUCAAUUAAAGCAUGUGCGCCCAAGUGUUACGCCGCUCUGGUCCAUUUACCGCUGCACUGAAUGCUGAAAUAAAAUAACUCCAACUUUGUAUUCAAAGCAAGCAACGUGUCUCCGAAGACGCAGCAUACAUUUAAUUAAACACCCUUUUAUUAUACUGCGUUUAAAUAUGAUUAUCUCCUGAAUUAGUUUUUUCUUUUUUUGACCGCACGUUGUUCUAAGGGUACAGUGGGUUUCUAUAACGGCUUUAUGUUUGUGAAUUUAAGUUAGAAAACGGGUCAGAGAGUAAAACAAUAAUCUGCCACCGACGCAAAGUGUCGCGUUCCCUGUUCGUAAUGUCCCUACGUUGUCGUUUGUUCAACUACCCACGUUCGAGUACAGUUUAAUUAAAGCUUCAUUUGGGUCCCUGGCUAAUAUAAGCAGCCCGAUUCGUGUGAUUUCAUUGUUGCUUCCAGCUCAUUUGUUUGACUUCACCCCGCCUUUGUCAUUAGCAUUUUUCCUCAUGGUAACCCAAGGCAAAUACUUAAACUAGGACAGUCAUUAAACCUCUUGUCCCAUUGUGCAUAAUUACACUUGUCUCUUUAAUAUGUUUCUUUAUUUGCAUGUUUAACUAGAGACUUAAGUUAUUUAUUUCCAUGUAUAUUAUUUUUAUAUAUAUAUAUAUAUGUAUGCACCGCCCCCAACAUGUUAAUGGUAGCAGUACUGAAGUGACUACCGCUAAAUAAAAAAAGAGGAAAAAUACAACUGUACUAUUCUUUGGUUGUUCCCAGGUGGGAAACUUGCUUUAUAUUAUGAUAUGACAACGGCUGUCAUUUCCUGGUAAAGAUUUCUUUGAAAAUAGGAGUUUAAAUAAAAAUAUGAAAUCGAA